Molecule: messenger RNA, 5352 nt
Organism: Balaenoptera musculus (blue whale)
Lineage: Eukaryota; Metazoa; Chordata; Mammalia; Artiodactyla; Balaenopteridae
Gene: ERCC6
Product: ERCC excision repair 6, chromatin remodeling factor
Exons: 21
Coding region: 114-4571 (1485 amino acids)
Biological process (GO): transcription-coupled nucleotide-excision repair
Cellular component (GO): nucleus
Molecular function (GO): ATP-dependent chromatin remodeler activity; ATP binding
Source: RefSeq, a predicted model, not a curated record
ACGACGCACGCGCCGCGGCCGGUCCCAGUCCCGGUUGCAAGGCUGUUGGUGAAGGCGUCUGCGUCUACGUUUCCGUACGGCUGGCCGCGCGGCCCUGGGAUAGUCUGUAGAGGAUGCCAAAUGAGAGAAUCCCCCACUCAAGUCAAACUCAGGAGCAAGACUGUUCACAGAGUCAGGAUAUCAGUGAGAGUGCAGAGGGGACAAUCAAGCAGGAAAACGAUGGCUACGUGGAGCUGGGGGAGAGCCUCCCCUCUUGUUUCCCUGCUAAUGGACCCUCCACUUCCGCCAAGGGGUAUCCCUCGGAACUUCCGAGGAGAGGGCCAGCCCUGCUGCACAUCGACAGACAUCAGAUCCAGGCGGUGGAGCCCAGUGCACAGGCCCUGGAGCUGCAGGGUUUGGGUGUGGACGUCUAUGACCAGGACGUGCUGGAGCAAGGGGUGCUUCAGCAGGUGGACAGCGCCAUCCACGAGGCCAGCUGCGUGGCCCAGCUUGCCGACGUGGAGAAGGAGUAUCGGUCAGUGCUGGACGACCUCACGUCAUGUACGACAUCCCUAAGGCAAAUCAAUAAAAUUAUUGAACAACUUAGCCCUCAAGCUGCCACCAACAAAGACAUCAACAGGAAACUAGAUUCUGUAAAACGACAGAAGUACAACAAGGAACAACAGCUGAAGAAGAUCACAGCAAAACAAAAACGUCUCCAGGCUAUCCUUGGGGGAGCAGAGGUGAAAGUUGAACUAGAUCAUGCCAGUCUGGAGGAGGAGGAUGCAGAAGCAGGGCCGUCCUGCCUCGGCAGCAUGCUCAUGCCUGCUCAGGAGACUGCUUGGGAAGAGCUCGUCCGCACUGGUCAGAUGACACCUUUUGGUACCCAGAUCCCUCAGAAGCAGGAGAAAAAGCCCAGAAAACUAAUGCUCAACGAAACAUCAGAUUUUGAAAAGUAUUUGGCAGAUCAAGCAAAACUGUCCUUUGAAAGAAAGAAGCAAGCUUGUAAUAAAAGAGCAACUAAAAAAGCCCCGGCCUCGGUCACUUCUGAGCUGAGCUCAACACUCAAUGAAAACAAACCAGACAAGAGAGGCAAAGUUCUCUCGAAAACAGAUAAGCGCUUGAAAAAACACAUCAAGAAACUCCAGAAGAGGGCUCUUCAGUUCCAGGGGCAGGUGGGAUUGCUAAAGGGAAAGAAACCCUUGGAGUGUGAUGUGAGGCCAAAGGCAGAGGGAGACUCUGAGGGUGAAGAGUCCGAGUACCUGCCCACGGAGGAGGAGCUGGAGGAGGCGGCAGGGGCUGACCUGUCCGGGGAAGGCACCGACUGUGAUCGGAGACUGGUGCUCCGUCGCCAGAAACGGCAGAAGAAAGUCACAGUGCCGGAGAGUGAUGAUGACUUUUUUCCCAGUUCUGGGGAAGAAGCUGAAGCCGCAGGAGGAGGAGGAGGAGGUCGGAAAGUAGUGAGAUGCCGAGAUGAUGGAGAUGAAGGUUAUUAUAAGCAGCGGUUAAGGAGAUGGAAUAAACUGAGACUGCGGGACAAAGAGAAGAGUUUGAGGCUUGAAGAUGAUUCUGAGGAAAGUGAUGCCGAAUUUGACGAAGGUUUUAAAGUGCCGGGUUUUCUUUUCAAAAAGCUUUUUAAGUACCAGCAGACAGGUGUUAGGUGGCUGUGGGAAUUGCACUGCCAGCAGGCAGGAGGAAUUCUGGGAGACGAAAUGGGAUUGGGCAAGACCAUCCAGAUAAUUGCCUUCUUGGCAGGUCUGAGCUACAGCAAGAUCAGGACUCGUGGUUCAAAUUACAGGUUCGAGGGGUUGGGUCCGACUAUAAUUGUCUGUCCGACGACAGUGAUGCAUCAGUGGGUGAAGGAAUUUCACACGUGGUGGCCUCCAUUCAGAGUGGCAGUUCUGCACGAAACUGGGUCCUUUACCCACAAAAAGGAGAAACUAAUUCAAGAUAUUGCUCAUUGUCAUGGGAUUUUGAUCACUUCUUACUCCUACGUUCGACUGAUGCAAGAUGAUAUUAGCAGGCAUGACUGGCACUAUGUGAUCUUGGACGAAGGACACAAAAUUCGGAAUCCAAAUGCUGCCAUCACUCUUGCUUGCAAACAGUUCCGCACGCCUCAUCGCAUCAUCCUGUCUGGCUCACCGAUGCAGAAUAACCUCCGUGAGCUGUGGUCACUCUUUGAUUUCAUCUUCCCGGGAAAGUUGGGCACGUUGCCUGUGUUUAUGGAGCAGUUCUCAGUCCCCAUCACCAUGGGGGGGUAUUCAAAUGCCUCCCCAGUACAGGUUAAAACUGCUUAUAAGUGUGCAUGUGUUCUACGAGAUACCAUAAAUCCAUACCUACUGCGGAGAAUGAAGUCGGAUGUCAAAAUGAGCCUUUCUUUGCCAGAUAAAAACGAACAGGUCUUAUUUUGCCGUCUUACAGAUGAGCAACAUAAAGUCUACCAAAAUUUCAUUGAUUCCAAAGAAGUUUACAGAAUUCUCAAUGGAGAGAUGCAGAUUUUCUCUGGACUUGUAGCCCUAAGAAAAAUCUGCAACCACCCUGAUCUCUUUUCUGGAGGCCCCAAGAAUCUUAAAGGUAUUCCAGAUGAUGAACUAGGGGAAGAUCAGUUUGGACACUGGAAACGUUCUGGGAAAAUGAUAGUUGUUGAGUCCUUGUUGAAAAUAUGGCACAAGCAGGGCCAACGAGUAUUGCUGUUUUCUCAGUCCAGACAGAUGUUGGACAUAUUUGAAGUAUUCCUUAGGGCCCAAAAGUAUUCCUAUCUCAAGAUGGAUGGUACCACUGCGAUAGCUUCAAGACAACCACUGAUUACAAGAUACAAUGAGGACACAUCCAUAUUUGUGUUUCUUCUGACCACUCGGGUGGGUGGCCUAGGAGUCAACCUGACAGGGGCAAACCGAGUCAUCAUCUAUGACCCUGACUGGAACCCAAGCACAGACGUGCAGGCCCGGGAGCGAGCGUGGCGGAUAGGCCAGAAGAAACAGGUGACGGUGUACAGGCUUCUGACCGCAGGCACCAUCGAAGAGAAGAUUUACCACCGACAAAUCUUCAAGCAGUUUUUGACAAAUAGAGUGCUAAAAGAUCCAAAGCAAAGGCGAUUUUUCAAAUCCAAUGAUCUUUAUGAGCUGUUUACUCUGACUAGUCCUGAUACAUCCCAGAGCACUGAAACAAGUGCUAUUUUUGCAGGAACUGGUUCAGAUGUUCAGACACCCAAACGCCAUUUAAAAAGAAAACUUCAACUGGCUUUUGGAACAGACCAGAACAUUCCAGUAGGUAAAAAGUUCCCUGGUUCUAACACAUCUGCAAAUGUUGCCACGUCAUCUGAAGAGAAAUCUACAGCUAUAGGACCUGAAGUGAAUGCAGUAACUUCUAAUCUAGGUGAUCCUUUGAAAGAUGCCCCUCAAACAUCUUGUAGUCUAACUAACAGUGAGAGGCUUGGAGAAGAGACAGAUGCAGUGUCCAGACUGCAGGAUUCCUCAGUGAUUCAUGGAAACGGGGAAGGUUCAGAUUCUCCAGGAAUCAGCAAAAUGUACAGGAUGUCUGGUGAGGAAAGCAUCGAUGAAAAGGAGGGUCUUUCUGAUAAAAGAGAAAGCUUCCGGGUUCAAACAGGACCUCUUUGGGAGAAUGAGCAAACAGAAAAUAAUUUUUAUAAGCACAAGUCGAAAAUGAAACAUCAUGUGGCAGAAGAAAAGACCCUGGAGAAACAUCUGAGGCCGAAGCAAAAGCUUAAGAGCUCUAAGCACCGCAGAGACGCCAAGUUUGAGGGAACUCGAAUUCCACACCUGGUGAAGAAGAAGCAGUACCGGAGGCAAGACAAUGAAAAUGAGAGCGAGCCCAAGGAACGCAGCCAUGACGACUACGUCCUGGAAAAGCUUUUCAGAAAAUCAGUGGGUGUGCACAGCAUCAUGAAGCAUGAUGCCAUCAUGGACGGAGCCAGUCCAGACUACGUGCUGGUGGAGGCGGAGGCCAACCGUGUGGCCCAGGAUGCCCUCAAAGCACUGAGACUCUCUCGGCAGCGGUGUCUGGGAGCAGCAUCUGGUGUUCCCACCUGGACCGGCCACAGGGGUGUGGCUGGUGCACCAGCAGGAAGAAGGAGCAGAUUUGGUCAGAAAAGGAACUCCAGCUUCUCUGUGCAGCAUCCCUCUUCAGCAUCUCCAAAGGAGAAAUGCCAGGACAGCACUAUGAAAAAGGAUGGAAAAGAUAAUGUUUCGGAGCAUUUUAGUGGAAAAGUUGAAGAUGCAGAGCCUUCAUCCGGGGCCCUCACUUCGUCCUCACUGUUGGCUAAAAUGAGAGCUAGAAACCACCUAAUUUUGCCAGAGCGCUUAGAAAGUGAAAGUGGGUGCCUUCCAGAGGCUUCUGCUCCUCCGCCUUCCAGCAUGGAACACGAUGACCUUCUGGUGGAGAUGAGAAACUUCAUUGCCUUUCAGGCCCAAGUUGAUGGCCAGGCCAGCACUCGGGAGAUACUGCAGGAGUUUGAAUCCAAGUUAUCAGCAUCACAGUCUUGUGUCUUUCGAGAACUACUGAGAAACCUGUGCACUUUUCAUAGAACUUCAGGCGGUGAAGGAAUUUGGAAACUCAAGCCAGAAUACUGCUGAUCAAGAUUACCUUCUGAACUUUAAAUUGACUUUUUCUAGUGGAAAUUUCUGAUUAUUAAUCUUAUGAUUAAUAAUCGUAUGUUUUGUCGAUGGAAGUUGGCUGCAUUUGAUGUUUACUUUGAAUGAUAGCUACCUCAUAAUUAAAACUUUAAGGAGGAAGAAAUUCUUCUCUGAAACUUAAAAGUUUUAAAAAUACCUGUAUUUCUUUUUUUUUUUCCCAAAAUUAAUUAUGAAAUCAGGGACCUGUGAAUCCUUGGAACACAUUUGUUCUUUUACCCAGAAGAUGCUGUCAGGGAAUACAUUACUACUCAUUUAGAAGUUUAUAGACCAGAACUCUCAAGAAUUCUUUUUAUUGGUGCUAAAAACAUGUCUUAUAUUCAGUUAGACCUGUUCAGUAAAUCAGUUCAUCAGUAUCUGAUAACAGAAUUGUUUUUGGUACCUAGCUUUUAAAUGUUUAAAUCGAUACUUGCCACUCAAAAAAGAGAUCGGACUUGUUACCUUUUGAGUCCUAUUAGUUGCCUUUAAAUGAUCUUCUGUUAAGGUACUGUUAAAUUGACAGGUAUUUUUAUUAGUAAAGCAUGGAAUAGCUUGAUAAUAAAUGAUGAGACAUGUAUUUGCAGAAACUUGUAGUUUUCUCAGUUUACAGUGGCUUUAUUUUAAGCAAAGGGCACCUUUCCCCACCGCAUAGUGAAUAGCGGUUUUAGGAAAAUAUAUGUUAUCUUAAGAAAAAAAAAAAUCAAGCAGAACCAAAAGUAGUUACAAAUAAAACCACCAACGCACA